Molecule: messenger RNA, 462 nt
Organism: Debaryomyces tyrocola
Lineage: Eukaryota; Fungi; Ascomycota; Pichiomycetes; Serinales; Debaryomycetaceae
Source: the annotation of a GenBank genome assembly
AUGGAAUUGAAGAAUUUCUUCAAGGAUAACUUUAAAGUACUUGAGUUUGCUUGCGGGCCGGGGUUUGUUUCUUCUGCACUUGCGCCAUAUGCUUCUGAAAUUAUUAGGCUUGAUAUUGCUCAGAUGAUGGUAAAUGCCUAUAAUGAACCAGUCAAGAACCAGGGAAUUUACCCUAAGGAGGUUCAUGCCGAAUUAAUUGAAGAUGAAGGGGGUAAAGAAGAAUUAUUUGUGUCUUCAAGGGAUGAAUAUUUUGAUGCAGCUAUAUGUUCAGCAUCGUAUCAUCAUUUGCCGGACCCUGCUGAUACCACCCAGAAGAUAGUGAAAACUUUGAAACCAGGUGGUAAAUUAUUUGUAUUUGAUCGUGCAUCAUAUACCCCCAAAAGAAUUGAUGAGGAAAUGCGUAAUCUAGGAGUAUCUCAUACUGGGGGAUCUACUAAAGAUGAAAUUAUUACUAAAAUCUAG